CUCUCUCUCUCUCACACACACACACACACACACACACACACACACACACACAGAUGAAUUUCAAGACCAGCAGUAAGAAAUAUCAUCACCUGACGAAGCAAGGAGUACGAAACCGAAAAGCGAAGCGGUGGACACGUGGGUUUGUCGCCUUUGAACAAAACGAUCGAAAUGACAGAACCCGUUAUCCGCAAAUGCCGAGUCCAAAAGGAGAAAAUUGGAGAGACUAUAUAAGUCAUCGCUUGAGGAUUAUGAAGAAAGCCAUUGACGUGUAUACGAGCGAAAGAUACACCCGUCUACGAUUUGAUAAAUAUAUCGAAUCGAAUCGAGUAUGUGACAAGAUUGCUGCCAUGCUGACAAAUGGUAAGCCUUGCAUAAUUUUCUUGGGAGCGGCGAAUAUCUCACCCAACUCGCCGAUAAAGAUUAAAAAGAACAUUCGCUGCCCUGGUAACCGGAAGCUGAUUAAAAGUUUUAAGAAAAUGCUGGGCAACGUGGUGAAAAUGGUGAACGAGUUCCGAACGUCUCGACUGUGUGCACGCUGCUUCGAGCCAUUUCCUUUGGAAACAUUGGGUCAUCGUUUCAAAGUGUGCGAAUGGUGUGUGCCAGAUAACAACGACUGGCCAGAAGGAUUGAAACUACCCGAAAAAAUCGUGACGAUGAAGAGCAAACGAAUGCUGCUAUCGGAACGACAAGAAUUGCGCGAUGCAAUGGUUGCGUAUUCAAAUCAAGCUGUUGGUUUUGUGUCAAAGGUCAUUUGUUACCGAAAAAACUGGCGACAAAACGCGGCAUACGAUGCGGUUAACAACGUUGCUCAGCUACCAGGCAUUAUUCGCGACGAAAAUGUCAUCGAUUUUACAGAGGAUAACAUGCUUCUUGAUGAUGACUUCUAUGUCGCCGAAGAGGAAGCCAUCCUGAACACUAUUUGGCACCGGGACAUUGCAGCUGCAAAGCUGAUAAUAUACAAAGGUAAUUUAUUCAUUGAAUUAAAAUUGGAUUCCGAAUGA
Messenger RNA from Contarinia nasturtii (swede midge), 1001 nucleotides. RefSeq lists its product as uncharacterized. Lineage: Eukaryota; Metazoa; Arthropoda; Insecta; Diptera; Cecidomyiidae. Bases 54 to 1001 code for a protein of 315 amino acids. The transcript is spliced from 2 exons. The record is from RefSeq and is a predicted model, not a curated record.